Panonychus citri (citrus red mite) is the source of this 1524-nucleotide messenger RNA. RefSeq names its product NDP-glycosyltransferase YjiC-like. Lineage: Eukaryota; Metazoa; Arthropoda; Arachnida; Trombidiformes; Tetranychidae. The record is from RefSeq and is a predicted model, not a curated record. The transcript has 2 exons. The coding region runs from base 124 to 1449 and encodes 441 amino acids. Gene Ontology annotation, molecular function: UDP-glycosyltransferase activity.
AAUCACCUUCAAGUUUCGACUUUCAUUUACGGAGAUGUUUUUUUUAUAAAUAUUAAGAAUCAAAUGCGAAUAUAAAUCAUUAAACCAUUGACAACCAAUCGGAUUUUUCCAGAAUUUGUUACAAUGUCUAAACCUUCAUAUCAUAUUCUGAUUGCGGCUAUUGAAGCUUAUGGUCACAUUAAUGCGAUUUGUGGUUUCGGUGAGUUGCUGGUUCGACAUGGACACAGAGUCACAUUUGCACAUCGACUGAAGUAUAAAAAGCUCGCAGAUCAACAUGGCUUUGACUUCAUUCCUUUCGACGAAAAUAUUAUCGGUGAUAUUUGUGAGGAAUCGUUUCUAGAAUGGAUCGACGCGAACGCGGACAAGUAUCGACAAGAUCCAAUAAAGAGGUUUAAGAACUAUACCGAAGAGGAAAAGAGAGCAGCGGCUUUCAGCGCUCAGAUUCUUCGAAAACUAAACCAAGCUUUAACUCCUAUUUUGGGUGAACAUUCAUUUGAUGCAAUUGUUCAUGAUGGAUUAGAUUUUUUAGAUUGUAUUUACAAGCAGUUGAUUCCUGUUAUUUCAUCUGCUUCAGGUGCACCAUUGAUCUUAUACAAAAAGGGUCCUCCUGGAAUGUCCGGCUUUUCUGUGAAUAGUGACCCUAAACUAUGGGAAGAGUACAACAAAUAUUGUACUGACGCUUACGAGGAAAUGACAAGAAAUUUUAAUACUCUGUUACGAGAAUCAGGGAGAGCUGAAGUAUUUCUACCGACUCGAUGGAUCUUACCUUUGAAAUCAAUCGGUUUUUAUCAUUAUCCUGCUGAUCUCGAUUACACCGAGUUAGAGCCAAUCAUGCCUGGUUGGCAUCGAAUCGAUUGUUACGUUCGAUCUCCUGAUGAAGGUUCGACUUUCGAGCUACCAGAUAAACUCAAAGAUAAACCUGGAAAGUUGAUCUACUUUUCCCUUGGAUCAACUGCUUCUAAUGAUUUACUAAUUAUGAACAAAUGUCUUUCCGUUCUCGCUCGUUGUGGUCAUCGUGUUAUCGUCUCAAUGGGUCGACGAGGUGAUAAACUAAAUCUUUCCGAUAAUAUGUGGGGACAAGAAUAUGUCAAUCAGGUCGCAGUCAUUGAAAAGGUUGAUUUGGUUAUAACUCACGGAGGGAACAAUACAUUCAUGGAGACUCUUUAUCAUGGAAAACCAAUGAUUGUGAUUCCUUGGUUCUUUGAUCAACUGGACAAUGCCCAGAGAGUCGUUGAUAAAGAGAUUGGAUAUCGAGUUAAUCCUUGGGAGUUUGAUGAAGAUUAUUUUCUCAGUUGUAUCGAGAAAGUUUUAAAUGAUCAACAAUUACAAGAAAGAGUCAAGAAAAUAUCAGAAAAUAUGAGAAGCUCAAAUUCUGGUACAAAAGCAGUAAAAAUGAUUGAAGAUUUUAUUGUUGAGAACAAAAAAAAAGUAAAAUCUCCAUUCACUUAAUUCAAUCGGAGAUUCAAGUAGAUUUUGAGUGAUCAACCCUCAAGGCUAAUAAUAAAUUGUAUUAAUAGCUCUUAA